Molecule: messenger RNA, 789 nt
Organism: Adineta steineri
Lineage: Eukaryota; Metazoa; Rotifera; Eurotatoria; Adinetida; Adinetidae
Source: the annotation of a GenBank genome assembly
AUGUUAUCGAGUAUAACUUUCGCUGUUCUACUGUUUUUAGUGAAUACUGCUCAUAGUUUAGUCGUAUGUCCAACUUUGAAAAAUGCUGCUAAUUUUACUGUAGUUGCUGCUAGUUCAAUAAGUAAUACAGGACUCACCAUCAUUAAUGGUAGUGUAGCUAUGAGUCCAAGCGUUGCAUUAACUGGCUUUAAUCCGUCGGGUACAAUCAAUGGUGGUCUUGAACUAGGUACUGGUGUUGCAUUACAAGCGCAACAAGAUGCCACCACGGCGUACAAUAAUCUCAGAGACAUUACAAACUCUACACAAAUGACUGGUGUUGAUCUGUCAGGUAGGUCACUUCCACCGGGCGUCUAUAAAUUCGAUUCGACUGCUGGAAUCAGUACACCGGCAGGCACCUUGAUACUAAACGGAACUGGUAUCUAUAUAUUUCAGAUUGGUAGUGCUCUUACAACGUCUGCUAAUAGCGAAGUUCGACUAAUCAAUGGUGCCAGGGCUGGUUGUGUAUUCUGGCAAAUAGGUAGCAGUGCUACGCUUGGUCAAUAUAGUGUCUUUGUCGGCAAUAUUCUCGCUUAUGCAUCUGUUGGAUUAUCGAUCAACGUAACUUAUUAUGGUCGUAUCUAUGCCCAAACAGCAGCCGUUACAUUGAACAGCGAUACUAUCAUCGGUCAACCGAGUUGUGAUGUGUGCCAAACUAUCUCUAACUCGGUGCAAGGUACACUCAACCGUAAUCUACCUGAAAACAGUACAUUAUAUAUUUUUAUCAUGUUUGUCCUUCUUUUAAUUAAAUAA